ACCAAUGUGGUUAAUCAAAAUAUACUUGAAAGUAUAUUAAUUACAAGUGAUAAACAAGUAUUAGUUUGGCAAGCUCAAGAUUGUAGUAGAGAUAGAGUCCGAACAAAUGAUACAGUCAUGCAUCUUAUCAAGCAGCAAGAAAAUCCGGAUAUUACUUUUCUUCCAUGCUUUGCUCAUCAAGCUAAUCUUUGCGUGGGAGAAAUAUUCAAAGAAUCACAAACUUAUAAAGAAACUAUGAAACAAGCUAUACAAAUUGCUACUUAUUUUAGAAGCAAAAAUCAUAUUUAUUUUUCUGUUUAUGAUAGCAAUGAAAAUUCUGAUUUUUUUAGACAAUCAAGUUUUAAUGAAGAUAUAUUAGAACUGCCAAUUCAUAUUUGUGAUUCAGUUAAUAGUAAUGAUUUUUGGAAAAACUGCAUAUUAAUUAAAAAGCUACUUUUGCCAUAUUGUGGAUGUUUAAAUAUCCUUCAACGUGAUGCUGCAAAGUUGUAUAAU
Molecule: messenger RNA, 492 nt
Organism: Racocetra persica
Lineage: Eukaryota; Fungi; Glomeromycota; Glomeromycetes; Diversisporales; Gigasporaceae
Source: the annotation of a GenBank genome assembly